Mesitornis unicolor (brown roatelo) is the source of this 1507-nucleotide messenger RNA. RefSeq names its product lanosterol 14-alpha demethylase. The record is from RefSeq and is a predicted model, not a curated record. The transcript is spliced from 9 exons. Gene Ontology annotation, molecular function: heme binding; iron ion binding; monooxygenase activity. Bases 120 to 1325 code for a protein of 401 amino acids. Lineage: Eukaryota; Metazoa; Chordata; Aves; Mesitornithiformes; Mesitornithidae.
ACCCACCUUACAUUUCAUCAAGCAUCCCUUUCCUUGGGCAUGCAAUCGCAUUUGGAAAAAGCCCCAUUGAAUUUUUGGAAGAUGCUUAUGACAAGUAUGGACCUGUGUUCAGUUUCACUAUGGUUGGCAAGACAUUUACAUACUUACUGGGCAGUGAUGCUGCUGCUCUACUCUUCAAUAGUAAAAAUGAAGAUUUGAAUGCAGAGGAUGUAUACUCUCGGUUAACUACACCAGUGUUUGGCAAGGGAGUUGCUUAUGAUGUCCCUAAUAUGGUAUUUUUGGAACAGAAGAAGAUGCUUAAAACAGGGCUAAAUAUCGCACAGUUUAAGCAGCAUGUAUCUGUGAUUGAAGAAGAAACAAAGGAGUAUUUCAAAGCAUGGGGAGAGAGUGGAGAAAAAAACCUGUUCGAAGCCUUCUCAGAACUUAUCAUUUUGACAGCAAGUCAUUGCUUACAUGGGAAAGAAAUUCUGAACGAGAAGGUGGCUCAGCUGUACGCCGAUUUGGAUGGGGGUUUCACUCACGCUGCCUGGCUUCUGCCAGGAUGGCUACCUCUGCCAAGCUUCAGACGUCGAGAUCGAGCACACAGAGAAAUAAAGAAUAUUUUCUACAAGGUUAUCCAGAAACGUCGAAUGUCUGAGGAAAAGGAGGAUGACAUGCUCCAAACUCUACUUGAGGCUUCAUACAAGGAUGGCCGUCCACUGACAGAUGAUGAAAUUGCGGGAAUGCUCAUUGGGUUGCUCCUUGCGGGGCAACACACGUCCUCCACCACCAGUGCCUGGCUCGGCUUCUUCAUAGCCAGAGAUAAGUCAAUACAGGAGCAGUGCUAUGCAGAACAAAAAUCAGUUUGUGGGGAAGACUUGCCACCGUUAACUUAUGACCAGCUCAAGGAUCUCAGUUUGCUGGAUCGCUGUCUAAAAGAAACUUUAAGGCUUAGACCUCCUGUAAUGACCAUGAUGAGAAUGGCCAAAACUCCCCAGACUGUUGCUGGAUAUAAUAUUCCCCCCGGCCAUCAGGUCUGCGUGUCUCCUACUGUGAACCACAGACUCAGGGACUCCUGGAAAGAUGCUCUAGACUUCAAGCCUGAGCGGUAUCUCCAGGAUAACCCAGCAGCUGGGGAGAAGUUUGCAUACGUUCCCUUUGGUGCUGGCCGCCAUCGCUGCAUUGGAGAAAACUUUGCUUAUGUUCAGAUUAAGACUAUUUGGUCUACUUUGCUUCGUUUGUAUGAAUUUGAUCUUGUCAAUGGCUAUUUUCCAACUAUAAAUUAUACAACGAUGAUACACACACCCAAUAACCCCAUGAUCAGAUAUAAGAGGAGGUCACUGUAAAUUCUGGACCCAAAACCGUACUUAUUUAAGUUGUGUAAACUAACAGACUUUUGCAUAAAAUUGUGAAAAAUGAGUGGCAAAUGGAAACUAUUGCAUUUGCUGUUAGGAAAGCAACAAUAAUCUACCAAAUGCAAACUCUUUGCAUCUGUUCUGUUUGUUUGUCACCACCAUUUAAUGGUGCU